AUGCGAUCCUAUCUUCUGAUUCUUAUUUCAAUAUCUGUUGCUCUCACAGCUCCAUCUCCCCAAUAUCAAUAUUCAAAUGGGUAUUAUUGGCCUCAACCACAGCAACAACAGCCCCAGAAACCUCAAGUCAUCCAGCUCAAACCAGCACCUCAAUCAUUGGAAGCUUCUCUGGUUAGUGGUGCACCAAAGAUUCUAGACACCAUUUUCAAUGGUGUCAAAAUAACUUUGGAACAAGCUGCCAAACUUUCGGCAUUGGCUACAACAACAGCAAAACCGUCGGAAAAGUUUCAGCAUGAUUUUGGGGAGAAUGAAGAGGAAAGUGUUUUGACGAGGAAGGUUUACAAAUCAGUGUAUUGA
This is a messenger RNA of Caenorhabditis angaria, 357 nucleotides long. The record is from the annotation of a GenBank genome assembly. NCBI's taxonomy places the organism in Eukaryota, Metazoa, Nematoda, Chromadorea, Rhabditida, Rhabditidae.